UUGAAUUGUUUACAAAGACCUACAUGUAACCAAGUUGUGUCUGAAAGAAGCAUGGCAAUGUUGAAGAUGGAGCAAGUCGUUGUUGGGAGUGACAAGAGAUCCACCUCAGCGGAGAACAAGUCUGAGCCCGUGGUCGCCCCUCUGCAGUCCUAUCAGCAUGAGAGUCUACAGUGUUUCCAGUGCUUCAUAACCUUCACUAAUUCAAAAGCAAAGGAGAGACACAUGAGGAAGAGUCACCGGGACCAGUACAAACAGCACCUGCAGCAGACCGAUACAGUCUUUACUUGCUAUAAGUGUGACAAGAGCUUCCCCUUCUCUGAGGAGCUCAGUCAGCACCAGGCCACCCACAGUACCGAGGAGAAACCCUUCCUCUGUGCCUACUGCCAGAAUAACUUCUUUACCUUCACAGAGCUGAACAAACACAGACGACAUGACUGCAUAGAACGACGGUGUCCCUGCCGAGACUGUGGUGCAUUGUUCCCCAGCCCUUCCCGCCUUCGCAACCAUCGCCUGGCAGUGCACCCACAGAACCCCAUAGUGGCUGAUGACAUCCACACCUUUCAAUGCUGCAAAUGCAGUAGUGGUUUCUUGACAGAAGAAGAGCUCCUGGAGCAUCAGGAGAGAUUUGCCAAUGAUAUAAACUGUGACGUUAAGCCACAAAGCAAAAAACGCGGUCGCAAACCUAAGAAUGCCACUCAAGUAGAGUUGGUUGAAAGCAAGAAGAUCAAACAAGAAGAGGAAGCAGGGGAAUGCGAAGAAGACAAUGAUUCUUCGACAGAGGGUAGCCCCUGCGCUGAGCUGCAACCAGAGCUCAAGAUUCCUUGUUCGGAGGCAAAUUGUGACCUAAUAUUCCCUUCUGUUGCAGCCCUGCGGGCACACAAAAGGGAGUUACAUGGGCCUCCCCCAUGCAAUGCUCACACAUGCAGAGCAUGUGAAGAGAGCUUCGCUCGGCCUGAGCAGCUAAAAGCACACAUGGCCAGGGAUCACCACUCGGGCUACACCUGCCCCACCUGUGGAAAGAGCUUUGCACGAGAAAGCACCCUUAAGGCCCACCAGAACACCCACACUGAAGGAGAGGAGGCAGAAGAAAAAAGAUAGUAUAUGGGGAACAACAUAAUUCAGGAUGUUUCGUACAGCAUCUUAUUUAGUGUAGGUACAACAUUUUCGUGUGAAUAGUUUAGGAUAAGAGUCUUUGAAGCAGUUAUGCAACACUUCAUUUAUGGAGAAUGUUUCUGCAAUGCUGUUUUUCAAGUGCUGUUAGAAAAACAUCCUGCACUUGGGAGUAAAACGCUCCUCUGAUCUAUACAUAACUAUGAUUUAUGUCCAAUAUAACCUUGUGUCACAAGGCCCUUUUGGCUGUCUAUUUUAACUGAACCAACUAGUUCAUUUCCCUCAAGUUUGGAAUGUUUUUUAUUUAAGUGUAUUAUUUUCAGUAUGUACACAUAGGGGUGACAAUUACACAGUAUGUAAAUCCUACAAAUCAUAAAAUCCAAUAAAUGGACACUGUAUAGAUGUUUGUACUAAGGGACUUCCAUAAUGUAAUCUGCAAGACUUGUCUCUUUUCAAAAGUAAAUAAUUGUUGCAUUAUACAAUAGUUAUGUUUCUUUUGUGUGUGUGUGUGUGAGAAAGUUUUUUAGGUUUUAGUUUUAUUUUUUAGGGAAAGUAUUCCAUGUGAAUGAAAAGAAGUGAGCUCAACAUUUUGGCAACUUUCAGAAAAACAUUCAGAUUUUGGACCACAUUACAAGCAGUUAGGUGAAGCAACCAUACCAACCAUUGCAUAGAGCGAUGCAAUUCACCAAAAAUAUAGGCAAAAGUAGUAAGUGUGUAUAGUGUCUUAUCAUAGCUUAAGUAGGACAGAUAUUCUGUCCAUGGUUAAGUAAAUAAUCAGUUUAUUUAGGUGUACUGCUGUUUAGCCAACUGGACCUUACUCAUAACGCACACACGCAUAAGGUGGAAGUAGGGGAUUUUUUAGUGUUAGUCUUUGUGGUGUGUUCGUUUUGUCACGCUGAAACUUCCACUAUUAAGCUUUCAGUUUGCUUAGCCGUUGUAUUAGUUUAAUUCAGCUAUAUAUAAUAAUCUAUACAUGUUCACUGUAUCAAUCAAAACAAUAAA
Molecule: messenger RNA, 2112 nt
Organism: Eleginops maclovinus (Patagonian blennie)
Lineage: Eukaryota; Metazoa; Chordata; Actinopteri; Perciformes; Eleginopidae
Product: zinc finger protein 271-like
Exons: 5
Coding region: 52-1098 (348 amino acids)
Biological process (GO): regulation of transcription by RNA polymerase II
Cellular component (GO): nucleus
Molecular function (GO): DNA-binding transcription factor activity, RNA polymerase II-specific
Source: RefSeq, a predicted model, not a curated record